Molecule: messenger RNA, 558 nt
Organism: Chionomys nivalis (European snow vole)
Lineage: Eukaryota; Metazoa; Chordata; Mammalia; Rodentia; Cricetidae
Gene: Arl14
Product: ADP ribosylation factor like GTPase 14
Exons: 1
Coding region: 1-558 (185 amino acids)
Biological process (GO): vesicle-mediated transport; intracellular protein transport
Cellular component (GO): cytoplasm
Molecular function (GO): GTP binding; GTPase activity
Source: RefSeq, a predicted model, not a curated record
AUGGGAUUGCUGAAUUCUAAAAAUCCCAAAGGCAAACAAGCCCAUAUUCUUCUUCUGGGACUCGACUCGGCUGGGAAAUCUACUCUGCUUUACAGGUUAAAGCUUGCUGAGACUCUCACGACCAUCCCAACCAUCGGCUUCAACGUGGAAAUGGUCCAGCUGGAUACUGAUCUUCCGCUCACUGUGUGGGAUGUCGGAGGGCAGGAGAAGAUGCGAACGGUCUGGGACUGCUACUGUGAGAACGCAGACGGGCUGGUGUAUGUGGUGGACUGUUCCGAUGGCAAGCAGAGACUCAAGGACUCCUGCAAAGAGUUUAAGCACAUUUUGCAGAAUGAACACAUCAAAAAUGCGCCGGUCGUCAUAUUAGCCAACAAACAAGACUUGCCCGGAGCUCUGAGUGCCGAGGAGAUCACCAGGAUAUUCAAGGUGAAGAAGCUGUGUAGCAACCGGUGCUGGUACGUGCAACCCUGCUGCGCUGUCACUGGAGAAGGGCUGGAUGCCGGGUUCAGGAAAUUGACUGAGUUUGUGAAAAGCCACCUGAAGGCCAGAGACGCCUGA